GACGCUUUUUCCCUCCGCUCCUCUCAGCCGACGGCCGCAGUAUCGCACCAGAAGACGCGCAGAUCUCAAACAGGCGGAAUUAACGCGCACCGAGAACAAAUAAAACAAAGUCAGAGGAAUACGCAGCGCCGGAGAGCCUAGAAGGAAUACAAACCAUUCUAUUUUUUUAUUCAACGUCACCUGGAAGUUUUGCGACCAUGAGGAUUUCCAGUGCUGUGCUCGUGCUGGUUCACUUCUUGGCGGUGUCCGGACUGGCCAGCGGCACCCCGGUCGACAGGCGCGAGAGCGACAGGCAGCAGCACACGGCCGUCAUCAACUUCCUGGCCACGACCAAAGACAGGAGAGCGGAGGAGGUGAGCCGCAGCGCGGCCGCGGCCACGGCCACGUACGGUGGCGAGGAAGAGGAGGGGGAGUACGACUACUAUGAGGAGGAAGACUAUGAAGACGGCGACGGUCUGUCUGGAGACUACCAGCCCAGAGUUGCCAUGUCAAGCAAACCCAAAGACCCGACCGUGGUCCAGGAGCGGGUGGCGGAAAGCGCCGGGGAGAAGCAGCCGAGGGGGAAGGGCCGAAAGAGGGGGAAGGGAAAGGGCAAGGGGAGGAAGAGGAACCCCUGCCUGAAGAAGUACAAGGACUUCUGCAUCCACGGCACCUGCCACUACCUGAGGGACAUCAGCACCGCAUCCUGCGUGUGUCUCCCAAACUACUCGGGGGAAAGGUGCGAGUUCUUCACGCUCCCCGUGCAGUCGCCCGAGGGCUACAGCCGGACCACGGCCCUGGCCGUGGUGGCGGUGGUGCUGUCGUCCGUCUGCCUCGUCAUCAUAGGGCUGUUAUUAAUGCUUAGGUUUCAUAAGCGAGGAGCGUACGAUGUGGAAAGUGAAGAGAAGGUCAAACUGGGGUCAGCGUCCAGCCACUGAGCAGGCAGCGUGGGGCAACGAUGCGGGAAUUCUACCUCAAAACAGUGAAGGUCAAACGUGAAACAAGGUCCCAGAGGGAAGAGGAGCGCGGAGAGCGAGGACGCCUGCCCGACCCUUAGCUGGACAGUGUGACGAACAAACGGGCAGCUGGACUCCUGGAGGCCCGGGAGGAAGACGGGGCCGCCUGAAACCGGAAUACUGGAGGUCCCGGAGGGAUGGACUGAGACGAGACGAGACGGGAGCGGAGGACGAGAGCGGAGACGGAGGAACAAACUGUGCUGCUUCUUGAAUGUGCGACUGACUGAACUGAUAACGUUCUAAAAGAAAGUUCAACCUGGAUUUCAUCCACAGACACCGUUUUGUAUUUUCCUUCACAAGUCCAACUUUUUUGUUUUGUGUACAGCGAACUGUGUAUUUAUAAUUCUAAUUUAUUUAUUUAAGCUAACUGUAUUUAUAAAGACUUUAACCACCUUUUAAAGUAACAAUGUUACAGUUGUUUUUGUAUUUCGUAUUAGACAAUAUUUAUUUAUGAAACAAAAAGCAACCCGUGCAGAAACUCCUGAAGAUGUUUAAUGAUUUCAUGAGAAGAGAUGCACGGAAAUCUUGAUUUCUGGCUAAUUUUAGCAAUCACUAGACGAUCAACAGCACUGUAAUUCACCAAGCGAUCACUGAACGCAGUCCUUUAAUGUUUCAGGGUGGUUUCAAUGAGGCCCGUGCUCCACAGGAUCGGCCUGCACACACACUCACAUUCACACUCACAGCUGGAAGCUGCCCAGUACGAGCAGCGGCCAUUACAGUCCCACUGUAAGUUGGGUUCAAGGCGUUGCUCAAAGGCACAUCAGCAAUAAUAAUCAAAGAUCCUCAAACCUCCCCCUCAAACGUGUCCUGCAGGUUUGGGGAUAUUUAGGACUCUUCUGGCUUCGUGUUCUGCUUCUAUGUUGCAACGACUCCGGCUCCGACCGUGUGCUGAACACAGAAAUGUGCAUGUAAGGCUAAGAACCAGUUAAUAGGGAGCGUCGGAGUCUAAAUGGAACGCACUGCAGAGGGAAUCUGUACAUAUGUCAUGUUGUUUCACACCAUCGUUGCUGUCAAGCAGAAGAAAAUGUGAAUUCAGGUGUCGACCCUUUGAAAUCCUCUCCUGCAGUUUUGAAGUGAUUUUUAUUCAUGCAAUGUUUUCAAAAUUAAACAACAAAUCUGAAC
Molecule: messenger RNA, 2117 nt
Organism: Betta splendens (Siamese fighting fish)
Lineage: Eukaryota; Metazoa; Chordata; Actinopteri; Anabantiformes; Osphronemidae
Product: proheparin-binding EGF-like growth factor
Exons: 6
Coding region: 198-917 (239 amino acids)
Biological process (GO): positive regulation of cell population proliferation; positive regulation of mitotic nuclear division; epidermal growth factor receptor signaling pathway
Source: RefSeq, a predicted model, not a curated record